This is a messenger RNA of Hibiscus syriacus, 479 nucleotides long. Its product is annotated as molybdenum cofactor sulfurase-like. NCBI's taxonomy places the organism in Eukaryota, Viridiplantae, Streptophyta, Magnoliopsida, Malvales, Malvaceae. Bases 18 to 479 code for a protein of 153 amino acids. The record is from RefSeq and is a predicted model, not a curated record. The transcript has 3 exons.
ACUAAUCUAACAACAUAAUGUUGUUUUGUCAUUGCGUUGUCAUUUUGAAGUUGCUUGGCUAUCCAACUGAACUUGGUGCUCUCAUAAUUCGAAAUGAUGCUGUUAAGUUAUUGAAGAAAACCUAUUUCAGUGGAGGGACUGUUGCUGCUUCAAUCGCUGAUAUUGACUUUGUCAGAAGACGAGAAGGUGUUGAGGAGUAUUUUGAGGAUAACACCAUUUCAUUCCUUAGCAUAGCAUCAAUUCGUAAUGGAUUUAAAAUAUUGAAUUCCCUCACCACAUCUGCAAUGUGCCGGUAUGAAAAAUUUCAUUUCUAUAACAUUGCAAAGUUCAAAGAUUGUAUUAGGAUUAUUGAGUUUAUUUUCUAUUAUAUAUCUUACAUCAUUGCGAAUGUUCAUAUGAUAGCAUGUUUUCCUCAAUUAUUUCACGACUUAAUUAUUCCGUUUGUUAAUGUAUUUUCGGUUUCUAUUUCCCAUGCUUGA